UUAUUCCUAGACAGCGAGCAGCACAAACAGCAGAUUGGGAGCAACAGUCAGUCCAUCAGUCUGUUAAGUUAGUCCACGAUGAGCCUGAACGUCCCAGGACUGGUGGUGAUGGUGUUCUUCUACCUGCUGGUGCUGGGCACCGGCAUCUGGGCCUCCAUGAAGUCCAAGCAGGUGCACAAAAACAGCCAGGCAGACCGGACAGAGGUCACUCUGCUGGGCAACAGAGGCAUCAGCCUGGUGGUAGGAGUCUUCACCAUGACAGCUACAUUCGUUGGAGGUGGCUUCAUUGUUGGUCUGACAGAGGCAGUGUACACUCCAACCAUGGGACUCACCUGGGCUGUCAUGCCAGUAACAGCAGCCCUGUCUUUCAUUAUUGGUGGACUCUUCUUUGCCAAGACAAUGAGAGACCAAAAAUAUGUGACAAUGAUGGACCCGUUCCAGAUCAAGUAUGGAAAUGUAAUAAGUGGAGUUCUGUCUGUGGCACUGCUGAUAUCUGACAUAAUCUGGGUAACAGGAACUCUAAUUGGUUUAGGUGCAACAAUGAGCGUGAUCCUGGAUUUGUCCUACACUCUCUGCAUUUGGAUCUCUGCCGCAGUAGCCAUCAUCUACACACUACUGGGAGGCCUCUACUCUGUGGCCUACACAGACAUCAUACAGCUAACACUCAUAUUCUGUAGCAUGUGGUUAUGUGUCCCAUUCAUCCUGAUGAGCCCCCAUUCAGCUGACAUCACCAAGACCGCUUUCAACUUUACCUACCAGGCUCCCUGGAUCGGUUCGGUGGAUAAAGACAGAGCUUGGAGGUGGAUUGAUAAUUUUUUAAUAUUGGCUCUGGGUAACCUGGGAUAUCAGGACUUCCACCAGAGGACUCUGUCAGCUUCCUCGUCAGCCACAGCCAGGAUCACCUGCUUCAUUGCUGCUCCCCUCAUCUUCAUACUCGGAGUCCCAUCUGUGUUGAUCGGAGCAGUUGCAGCAUCAACAGACUGGAACAUGACCGGGUACGGCUCCCCGUCCCCAUACGAGCGUGGAAAGGCCAGUCAGGUUCUGCCUAUUGCUCUGCAGCACCUCACCCCACAAUACAUCUCCAUCAUCGGUAUCGGAGCUAUAGCUGCUGCCGUGAUGUCGUCAACAGACUCGGCUUUACUGUCAGCCGCCUCCAUCUUCACAAACAACAUCUAUAAGAACAUCCUGAGGACUAAGGCCUCAGAUAGCGAGCUCCAGUGGGUGAUCCGAGUCACCGUGGUGUUGGUGGGCUUGGCUGGCACGUCGCUCACCUUCCUCAAUAACAGCAUCAUGGUUUUCUGGAUCCUGGGCUCAGACAUAACCUACACCAUCAUGUUCCCUCAACUCGUCUGCGUUCUCUUCUUUAACAUCUGUAAUUGCUACGGCUCGAUCAUGGGCCUGCUUGUUGGACUGUCGUUGAGACUCCUGAGCGGUGAGCCCUCCAUAGGUUUGCCUGUUGUUCUCCACUUCCCAGGAUGCACUCUUGAGGACGGUGUUUAUGUCCAGCGCUCUCCUGUUAGGACUAUCUGCAUGUUGUCCACCAUCUUUGCCACUUUGCUGUUCUCCUACCUGGCUUCACUGCUCUUCAGAAAACGAGUGAUUCCCGAGAGGUGGGACGUAUUUAAAGUAACAACCCCGAAACGGCCGCAGAACCUAAUAUCGAUAAGCAAUAGCACAGUCAAAACAGGCGGGGAGGAGGAACCUGAAGAUCAGAAUGAGACUGAAUUGAUGUUGACCACAAUCAGCAGGACUGAAAGAGAAAUCAUUUAAUGGGAUGCUAAUGUGUUUUGUAUGGAGCUAUCUGAUCACGUCUUUAUUUUUAUACCCAA
Molecule: messenger RNA, 1829 nt
Organism: Morone saxatilis (striped sea-bass)
Lineage: Eukaryota; Metazoa; Chordata; Actinopteri; Moronidae
Product: high-affinity choline transporter 1-like
Exons: 9
Coding region: 79-1770 (563 amino acids)
Biological process (GO): transmembrane transport; acetylcholine biosynthetic process; choline transport
Cellular component (GO): plasma membrane
Molecular function (GO): choline:sodium symporter activity
Source: RefSeq, a predicted model, not a curated record